Molecule: messenger RNA, 3014 nt
Organism: Achroia grisella
Lineage: Eukaryota; Metazoa; Arthropoda; Insecta; Lepidoptera; Pyralidae
Product: adhesion G-protein coupled receptor G2-like
Exons: 12
Coding region: 1-2928 (975 amino acids)
Biological process (GO): adenylate cyclase-activating G protein-coupled receptor signaling pathway; cell surface receptor signaling pathway
Cellular component (GO): membrane
Molecular function (GO): G protein-coupled receptor activity
Source: RefSeq, a predicted model, not a curated record
AUGAGUCUAUUACGUCAGACUUUUAUAAUAUAUGUUCUCAUACUCUCACGGUCUCAAAUAAAGGCAGAUAAAUCACAUAGUCAUAGAAAUGAGGAUUGCGAACAUGUCAGCCCCGACACCGGACUGCAUAAUAACAAUACUUUGUUAAAUAUUGACUCAGAUAUAAGUGAUUCUGCAAGUAUGGAGGAUAUAAUACCAAUUACAAGUAAUACAGGUAUCGUUAAUGAAAAAACAUUAUCGAAUGUAUUAAUCGUAAACUCAACUAAAAAUAUAACAGAGACCUCUGCGAAGGAACUACAACAUUCCAAAUUUAAAUCUACUAAUGGAACAACCAAAAAGCCAGGGAAAAGAGAACAAAAAGUACUAAAAACUGAUGACGUACACAUAGUACAUCAAACACGCGACGUACGGCAGGUUAUGGACUCAAUUCUAAAAGAUAUUGAAAUCUUAACAAAGGAUACUAAUCCUGUCUACGUAAAUGAUGUUCAGCCAGUCAUAGAACGAGUUAACAAUAUUACAAAUAUGCUACUAGCAACAAAUGUGACAUUAAACAGUUCUAUACUACUUGGAUUGGACAAUCUAAUAAACAUUAUAAAUCUCAAUGAAUCCCUGAUUGAACAUAUAAUAGAAAACAAUGUUGCAUUACUAAUAUUAGAUCCACAAAUACAUAUAGCAGGAUUAAAUAUAGUUAAUACGGGUGGAAAUAGUUUUACUAACACAUCAUUUCAAUAUUUCUGUGAUAAACAUAAUAAAACAUUACUCUGGACGAACGUAAGCGACGCAGUGAUUUAUAUUCCAGACUCCUUGCUUUCUAGAUCUCGCGUCGGUUUUGUAAUAUUCCGACAAGACUACAAUCUGGGCAGAUUUAAAAUUCCUUAUGGUCACCCAUAUAUCAACAGCCCAAUCAUCAAUAUUAACGUCGACAUGUCACAUCAUGACAGAAUACAAUAUUACCUCAAACCGACCUUGGAAGCGGCUCAGUAUAUGUGCGUGAGUUGGUCAAGAUCCAACGAUAAGAAAGAGCAAGGCAUUUGGACGCCUUCCUCUUGCAGGAAUGCUGAUGUUGAACCAGGAAUACUGCACUUAUGUGACUGUUCUGACACGUCGUACAUUGCUCAAUACAUAACCAUAAACAACGACACAGUUAAUAAUACGACUACAACAACGAAUACAACCCUCUCAAUUCCUUAUACGACUAGUGAGGAAUCAACCGAAGCAGAAACGUCUACAAGCAGCACUACGUUAAAGACAACAACCGUUGUGUUAACACCUGACGAGCAAGUUGACCAGAUUUUAGACGAUCUUAAAAACCUAUUAGACAGCGAUACUACCCCCAUAUACAUGGAUGACGUCACCGACGUAUUUGAUCAGAUAAAUAAUGUGCUAAGUAUAGAUGAAGACGUAAUUAUUCCUGGCGAGAUGCUACAGAUGCUGGAUGAACUGGGCUCCAGAAUAGAUCUCAAUGAGUCUUCAAAUGCUAUACUAGUGAAAAACAAUAUAGCAAUGUUGAUAGCUGACGCUGGGGACCUCAACCCUAUCAGAGGGUUGAGGGUGGCCCGUAGAGAAGUCGAUGGCUUCAUUAAUGAUGCAUUCGAGUUUAUAAAUGAGGACAUCGAUGAAAUGCAUAUCAUGGAGAGCGAGAGUGAAGCUGUGGUGGACCUGCCACCGUCUGUACUGAAUUCUCCGAGACGUAUAAGCUUUGUGGUCUUCCACGAUGACCGAGCUUUCCACUACUCAGGGGUGUCAGCAGUCAACAGUCGCGUGAUCAGCAUUAACGUAGAGAAUGUGACUCUCUUCGACGCUGGAGAGAUGGUGAGAAUACAUUUCAGACGUAAAGUUGGACCAGAACGAGAUAUGAGGCGAUCCUGCGGUUACUGGGCAUUUUUAGAAAAUGGUGCCGGAUAUUGGUCGCAAGAAGGAUGCACUUUCAUAAGGUCAAGCAAUCCCGCCAUUUUAGACACCUGCCAAUGCAGCCAUCUCACACAUUUUGCAGAGAUUUUAAUACCGCGACCUGUCUUUUCCGAACGCAAUGAACAUAUAUUAGAAAUACUAUCUAUAAUUGGCAGCUUUUUAUCCAUUUUUGGUGUACUUAUAAUAGCACUUACAGCGGUUAUGUUUAAAUCUUGGCGUUCUAACUUUCGCAACAGAAUUUGGCUUCAGCUGUGCAUUGCACUGUUUCUUUUAUCCGUUUGUUUCUUAGUAAUCAUAUACAUGAGAUAUGAUGUAUACAACUUACCAUGUUUGAUCAAUGGUAUCGUAUUGCACUAUUCUUUACUCGCCUCAUUCUUUUGGAUGUUGAUGGUAGCUAUAAUUGCUUAUAUAGAUACAGUUGGGUUUAAAUAUGCUUACACGAAGCAUAUAUCUCAUAAAGUAUUAAUAACUGCGAGUAUUUCUUGGGGAACUCCUGUUGUGAUUAUUGGUAUUUUGCUUCUAGCCGCUCCGUAUUCAUACGUAGGUACUUUUGAAGAGAUGACUCCUAGUGGUACUUUCUGUUACCCGUCAGGUAUGGGUUUAUGGUUGACUGUAUACACACCAAUAUGUAUAAUAUUACUGGCUAAUUUCGUAUCAUUCUUCUAUAUUAUGGGAGUGGUAUCGUCGAGUACAAGGAAUAAGAAGUUGGGCAAACAGAAUGUGGACGAAUUUCAGGAGGCAGUCAAGUGCGUGCGCAUCGCUUUGGUAUUGGUGUUCCUAUUCGGUCUGCCAUGGGUGUUUGGACUCUUUUCUCACAAUAUAGUUGCGGCCUAUAUCUUCACAGUCACAGUGACCACGCAAGGAUUCUUUCUGUUCUUGUUCAUUGUGUGUGGCAAUAGAGACACGAGAACCUUUUGGCGUCGUCAACUGAUGUGGAAAACAAAAGAUAAAUACGAAUGUCACAGUUUAAAAGAGUCGAAACGAAACACGGGAUCUACGACUACUUUUGCGUACUAGUAUUUGCAUCUUUUUCUAUAUAAGACUUUAUUGAAAAAUGCUAUAAAUUUCCAUAUUAUUUAUAAAAACAUAUCGCUUGUUUUAUA